AAUCGGGCUGCUGCUUGCAUAGAUGCCACUGUCGGGGACAUGUACGUUGCUGUGGUACUGUCUGUCUUUGUCUGUUCUGCGCUGGAUAUUUUCUCAUGGAGUAUGGUGCAGCUGGCAAAGGAAGCGUUGGUUGUUCUAAUGACCAGGCUGGUUCGGCUGCAGUGGGAUGAUGCCCUUAGGGGAUCGUCGGUGCGGACACACGCACCAGCACCGGUAUGGAUGAUAUUCAUUUCUGGUUUGCAGGAGGAUGCGAGAGAGAGAGUGUCAACGAAACGAGGAUAUUCUGAUGUUUUCUUUGAGCUGGAUUUGGCAACACGAGUGCAGUAUGCUCUGAAUCUGAAUCUGAAUCUGGAGGAGUAUAACAUUGCUAAGCAACUGAGGAACAAGCUGACUAAGAUCUGA
Striga asiatica is the source of this 402-nucleotide messenger RNA. The record is from the annotation of a GenBank genome assembly. Lineage: Eukaryota; Viridiplantae; Streptophyta; Magnoliopsida; Lamiales; Orobanchaceae.